AUGAACGAUAAUACAGCAGCAGACGGUCCUCCCUUGUUCCGCCCCAUUCCUCGCCGGCCCUUCGUCUUCGACCUCAAGUGUUCCACGCCUCAGCCUCAGAGCCUCACGCCUCCCAAGGACGACGAAAGCGACAGCGAAGAGCAGCGCCUCGAAGACGAGAUCCUCCUCGCCCGCUUCCGCCGCGACCUGCUCAAGUCUGGCUUCCUCGGUUCACGGCCGUCCGACGACUCUCCGCCCGACUCUCCCACGCUGCUCACACAGUCGCGAUCCACCGCAGACCUCAAUACCUCGACGCUGGCGGGCAUUUACGACUGUUCAGACCAGGACGAGGUCUUCAAUGGCGCAGGCGACGAUGACGAGGAACUGCACAACCCCUGGGGGACAGGCGCCGGAUCGCCGGUGAAGCGGCGUGAUAGCCUCAGCCGCGCUACAUACGAGCUCAUGCGCGAUCGGUCGAGACGCCAAUCACACGCCAGCACCGAGACAAACCGUCCGAAACAGCCCACAACCCCCGGAUCCAGGGCGCUAUGGCUGGCUUCACGAGCUCUAGUACUGUUCGUGCUGGGAGCUGGCUACGGUGUGCUCGUCACCCACUUGCACCAAGAGCAGGGUCUGCUUCAGCUAUCCGACGCCGGCAGCGGGAUGCCACGAUACAACGGAUCAUACACUGCCAUGUGGGGGUUUGCGCUCGCCGGCGUUGGCAUGGGCGCGCUGCAGCCGUGGGUUGACGGCGAGUGGGACGGCAUGUUUGGCUGCGACAGUGGCGAGACAGAAGUCGAUUCGGUCGAGUCUACAUACGAUGAUGACGAGAGACAGCCCCUGCCAGAGACAGACUGGGCGCUGGUGAUGAGAGCAAUCGGCGUUUUCGUAGGCGUUGCCUUUGCAGUUCGUCGUCUCUCAUGGACAUCAAGCUCACAGGUCUCAUUGGCCGUGGCACUGGCCAACUUGUUCCUCUGGUGGCUGAUUGAUAGAACCAUGCCCGCCCUCGUCGUGUCCACCGUCGUUGGCCUCGCCGGAACCGUCUUCCUGCUGAGCGUCAGCCCCGACAUUAUCCGUGCGCCCUCGACCACGUUUGCGCAGGCCAACAGCAGCUUCUACGCAGAGCCCCAGGCCGAGCCGGCGAUGAUGCUGGGCGGAAUCGCCAGCCAGGAAACCGUCGAGGCGGGCAUCUGGAUCCUCAGCGUGCUGUUCUGCACGUGCCUCUGCUUUGGCAACAUUGGCCGAAGACUGGCCAGGGGCAGAUCAAAGGGUCGCUGGGCUGGACAGCAUCUUUACGGCCGAUAA
Messenger RNA from Trichoderma harzianum CBS 226.95, 1284 nucleotides. RefSeq lists its product as hypothetical. Gene Ontology annotation, cellular component: endoplasmic reticulum. Gene Ontology annotation, biological process: sterol biosynthetic process. Bases 1 to 1284 code for a protein of 427 amino acids. The record is from RefSeq and is a predicted model, not a curated record. The transcript has 2 exons. Lineage: Eukaryota; Fungi; Ascomycota; Sordariomycetes; Hypocreales; Hypocreaceae.